GAAAAAUUUGACCCAGAUCCCUCCCAGAAUCUUUUUUCGGGCACGUUUCGUGACUUCUUUUUUUCUACUCUCGAGGAAAAGCCUCCCCCUGUCAGCGCUAGCUCGUAGCAUGGCCAGCAGCAGUAGGACCAGCGCCCCGCCACCCAACCUCCCGCUCCUCCUGGGCCUGCUGCCCACCAUCGCCCUCCUCUCCCUGGGCCUCGUGGGCCUGGUGCGGGGCGACUGCUGGCUCAUCGAGGGUGAGAAGGGCUACGUGUGGCUGGCCAUCUGCAGCCAGAACCAGCCGCCGUACGAGACCUUCCCGCUGCAGAUCAACAACACGGUGCACGACCUGCGCCUCAACGAGAACAAGCUCAAGGCCAUCUUCUUCAGCUCGCUCAGUCGCUUCACCAACCUCACCGACCUCAACCUCACCAAGAACGAGAUCUCGUACAUCGAGGACGGAGCCUUCGCCAGCCAGGCCAACCUGCAGGUGCUCCAGCUGGGCUACAACAAGCUGACCAACCUGACCGAGGGCAUCCUGCGGGGACUGGGACGCAUGCACAGCCUCUUCCUGCAGCACAACCUCAUCGAGGUCAUCGCCAACAACGCCUUCUGGGAGUGCCCAAGCCUCAGCAGCCUGGACCUAUCGUCCAACAAGCUGGCGCGAAUCGACCCGUCCACGUUCACCGUACUCAACCGCCUCAUGGUGUGCGAGCUGGCCGGGAACCCGUUCCACUGCGGCUGUGAUCUCUUCAGCUUCCUCACCUGGCUGGAGAUGUUCAACAAUGUCACGCACACCUAUGACCGGCUGCAGUGCGAGUCGCCCAAGGAGCUCUACACGUAUCCACUGCUGAGCCCUGUGCCUGGACACGGCCGGAACGCGCGCACCAUCCUGGCGUCCGUUUGCCGGGAUGGCGUCAUGGGGAUGACCUCCCUGCCGCCCCGACCUGGGCCCGGCGGGCCCGAGGCCCGGACCCUGGUUGACCUGUCCCCGUACCACCAGCCCACGGCCACCUCCCCGUCCAACCCCUCGUACAGCAUCAGCCUCAAGCUGCAGAUGGUGGGCUCGAACGUGGCCAAGCUCCUGGUCCAGCUGCCCAGCCCCUACAAGAAGAUGUACAUCCUCACCGAGUACAACCACAGCAGCGUGUCGGACGUCCGCAACCUCAAGAACAAGAAGGAGCUGGUCACUCUCGAGAGGCUGACGCCACAGACCAACUACACCUACUGCGUGGCGUCCAUUCGCAACUCGCAGCGCUACAACCACACGUGCGUCGACUUCGCCACCCGGCCUGUGCCGCCGCAGGUCGUCAGUCCCUCGACCACCACCCACUACAUCAUGACCAUCCUGGGCUGCCUGUUCGGCAUGGUCAUCGUGUUGGGCCUGGUCUACUAUUGCCUGCGACGGCGCCGGAUGCAGGAGGAGAAGGAGAAGUCCAUCAGCGUCAAGAAGACCAUCCUGGAGAUGCGCUACGGGCCCGAGGCUGCCGCGGCCGCUGCGAACGACCCGGAGGCCUUGCAGAAGCUCCACGAGCAGACACACCACCACCACCACCAGCAGCAGCAGCAGCAGCAGCACAGCGGCGGCAAGAUGCCCUCGUCCACUUCGUCCAGCCUGGGCAUGCUGCACGGCUCGGCCAACACCAGCACCUCGCGGCUCUCCACGCUGCCGCAGGUGGAGAAGAUGGCCACGGCCUUCUCGGAGGCCAUCGCCGCCAGCAAGGGGAACUACAUGGACAUACGCACGUCGGCCGGCGGUGGCGUGGGCGGCGAAGUCUGCGACGGAGGCCUGACGGGAUUGGCUGGUGGCAUCCUGCGGGGUGAGAACGGACACGAUGGCGGGGAGGACUCGGACGACGACGACGGCGACGGCGACGGCCGGGGCUCCACGUCCGAGAUCUCCACGAUCGCCAAGGAGGUGGACAAGGUCAACCAGAUCAUCAACAACUGCAUCGACGCACUCAAGCUCGACACCGUGGCGGUAGCAGCAGCAGCGACGGCGGCGGCAGACAACCCGGCACCUCCCUCGCCCGCCUGCAUCACGACUCUGCCGCAGAGGCUCAUUCCCCUCUCCCCCGGCAUCACCGAAUCUUGCAAGGUUCUGGCGUCGCCCAAACUGCCCCGCCCUGCCCCGGUCAUUCCUCUUGUCCUGCCCCUCUUGGAGCGGCCCGGGAUCAGCGGAGGCGGUUUCCUCUCGCCCCCUUACCGGGACCCACCCCCCGCCACGGCGGCACGCCCCCUGCAGAGGCAGCUGAGCGCCGACGCCGCCGUGGUCGUCAUGGCGCCCCCUAGUGGCAAGGUGCCUCGCUGCAGCGUCUCCUCCUCCUCCUCCUCGGCUGGCGGCGGCGGCGGCGGCAGUGGUGGUCACGGCGGCUCGUCGAAGAAUGGCCAGCACGUGUUCAGCCUGGACGUGACCGAGCCGCGGAGCCCCGGGGCCUGCAAGUACCCCAACCAGGGCAGUCCGGCGGGGGCAGGGGGGGUGCGGUGCGGGGAGGUGGCCAUGGAGAGGCCGCCUCUGGUGGGUGUCCAGGGCUGUGGCGGGGGGGCAGGUGGUGACACCAGGGGAGGAGGUGGUGGCGGUGGGGGCAGUGGUGGUGGGGGUGGCAGCUGUGUCGGUGUCGGAGGUGGUGGUGGAGGUGGUGGUGGAGGUGGUGGAGGCACUGGGCAGCCGCAGCAGCACCACCUUGAGGUGCACCCAGACUACCACUGCUCAGAACACCGGCACUCCUUUCCUGCCCUCUACUAUGAGGGCGCCACCGACUCUCCCGCCCAGAAGGCCUCCUUCCUCAAGCCCCUCACACGCACCAAGAGGGACGCGGUCUACUCCCAGCUCUCGCCCCGGCACCACCACUACUCGGGCUACUCGUCCAGCCCUGAGUACUCGUCCGAGAGCACCCUCAGGAUCUGGGAGCGCUUCCGCCCUUACAAGAAGAGCCCCAGAGAGGAGGCCUACAUCGCCGCCGGGCACGCCCUGCGCAAAAAGGUCCAGUUCGCCAAGGACGAAGACCUGCAUGACAUCCUCGACUACUGGAAGGGGGUGUCUGCUCAGCAGAAACUGUGAAUCAGGGGAGGGGGUGGGAGAUCACGUCAACAGC
Molecule: messenger RNA, 3077 nt
Organism: Alosa alosa (allis shad)
Lineage: Eukaryota; Metazoa; Chordata; Actinopteri; Clupeiformes; Clupeidae
Product: protein phosphatase 1 regulatory subunit 29-like
Cellular component (GO): plasma membrane
Molecular function (GO): protein binding
Source: RefSeq, a predicted model, not a curated record